AGUGGUAGAGUGAAUUUAGAAAUGAUCAAACGAGACACGCAAUCCAAUCUGGGUCAUGCUAGAAAACAAUUUUAAGACACUCAAGGUCAAGGCCGGGCAAGUCGAUGAAUUUACCGUGACCGGCUACGUGAUGGACGUUACCGACGAGAAUGACACUCAGGUACUCGACAUCGAAAUGAACGAUCCGGGCCAUUCGUUGACGUCCAACACGCUUGCGCACGCUUUAAACAGGAAACUGUCGAGCAACUGGAAUCAUACCAAGUUGGCCGGUUCGAGUACCGCGGACAGAACUGGUAGAAACAGUGCGGCGGAAAGCGCUCAAGAUUCUACAAAUCCGUCUAAAGUUACAAAAUUGUUCAAGAGCGUUAAGAACCGCAUGAGGUCUACUAAGGCGCCCGCUGAGAUUCCAAGCGUUCCGGAUGCAAACGCGGAAGCGGCCAAUGACAGUAUUUGGAAACGUUGGACGCUUCCCAUGCGCCACACAGACUCUUCUUCUAACGCUGCUGCCACGUCACAACAGGACUCUGAUAGCGACACGGCAAAGGGUUGGUGGAAGCGCGUGUGGCCGACCAAAUAG
This is a messenger RNA of Adelges cooleyi (spruce gall adelgid), 577 nucleotides long. RefSeq lists its product as uncharacterized. The coding region runs from base 56 to 577 and encodes 173 amino acids. The record is from RefSeq and is a predicted model, not a curated record. The transcript is spliced from 3 exons. NCBI's taxonomy places the organism in Eukaryota, Metazoa, Arthropoda, Insecta, Hemiptera, Adelgidae.